GUCAACAUCAUUCAGUUGAUCAAAGAGUCGACGAGCUGAGCUCAGAGGCUCCCAGUGGUCAGUUUACCCAAGAGCAUCAAGCAGACCUGGCCACUAUAUUUAUGGUGCUUGAGGAGGACAUCAUCACUUUUGUGAAGAAUGAGCUUAAAAACUUCAAGAGGUCUCUGAGUCGAGAUUACCCAGAAUACUUCGAAAGGCAGAUGGAAGAUGAGUUUGUGGAUACUGAGGAAGCAGAACAAAGGAGGAGUGACAGAAGAUCACAUUUUCUGCAGAUCACACUACACUUCCUGAGGAGAAGGAGUCACGAGGAUCUGGCUGACCGUCUGCAGAGCAAAACUCUUGCUGCAGCGUGCCAACGUAAACUCAGAUGUAGCCUGAGGGAGAAGUUUGAGUGUGUGUUUGAGGGGAUUGCUAAAGCAGGAAACCCAACACUUCUGAAUCAGAUCUACACAGAGCUGUACAUCACAGAGGGAGGGAGUGGAGAGCUCAAUGAGGAACAUGAGGUCAGACAGAUUGAAACAGCAUCCAGGAAACCAGUGAGACCAGAAACAACAAUCAAAUGUGAAGACAUCUUUAAACCCUCACCUGGAAGAGAUCAACCAAUCAGAAUAGUGAUAACAAAGGGAGUGGCUGGCAUUGGGAAAACAGUCUUAACACAGAAGUUCACUCUGGACUGGGCUGAACACAAAGCCAAUAAGCACAUAGAGUUCACAUUUCCCUUCACUUUCAGAGAGCUGAAUCUGCUGAAAGGGAAAAAGUUCAGCUUAUUGGAACUUCUUCAUCACUUCUUUACUGAGACCAGAGAAGCAGGAAUCAGCAGGUUUGAGCAGUUCCAGGUUGUGUUGAUCUUUGACGGUCUGGAUGAGUGUCGACUUCCUCUGAACUUCAAGGACAACCAGAUCCUGACUGAUGUUACAGAGUCCACCUCAGUGGACAUUCUUCUGACAAACCUCAUCAAGGGGAACCUGCUUCCCUCUGCUCGUCUCUGGAUAACCACACGACCUGCAGCAGCCAAUCAGAUCCCUCCUGAGUGUGUUGGCAUGGUAACAGAGGUGAGGGGCUUCACUGACCCACAGAAAGAGGAAUACUUCAGGAAGAGAUUCAGAGAUGAGAGGCAGACCAGCAGAAUCAUCUCCCACAUCAAGAAGUCACGAAGCCUCCACAUCAUGUGCCACAUCCCAGUCUUCUGCUGGAUCACUGCUACAGUCCUGGAGGACAUGUUGAAAACCAGUGAGGGAGGAGACCUGCCCAAGACCCUGACUGAGAUGUACAUCCACUUCCUAGUGGUUCAGUCCAAAGUGCAGAACGUCAAGUAUCAUGAGAAACAUGAGACAGAUCCAGUCUGGACUACAAAGACCAGGAAGAUGAUCCUGUCUCUGGGAAAACUGGCUUUUAAGCAGCUGGAGAAAGGCAACCUGAUCUUCUAUGAAACAGACCUGGCAGAGUGUGGCACUGAUAUCAAAGCAGCCUCAGUGUACUCAGGAGUGUUCACACAGAUCUUUAAAGAAGAGCAUGGACUUUACCAGGAGAAGGUUUUCUGCUUUGUCCAUCUGAGCAUUCAGGAGUUUCUGGCUGCUGUUCAUGUCUUUCAGACCUUUAUCGACUCUGGUGUCAAUCUGCUGUCAGAAGCACAUUCAAUCCCCUCGUGGUCCACAAUAAUUAACAUCAAAUCUAAACUGAAACAUCUGUAUCAGGGUUCUGUGGACAAGGCCUUACAGAGUCCAAAAGGACACCUGGACUUGUUCCUACGCUUCCUCCUGGGUCUUUCACUGCAGACCAAUCAGACUCUCCUUCGAGGCCUGAUAACACAGACAGGAAGUAGCCCAAAGACCAAUCAGGAAACAGUGCAAUACAUCAAGGAGAAGAUCAGGGAGAAUUGCUCUCCAGAGAGAAGCAUCAACCUGUUCCACUGUCUGAAUGAGCUGGGCGACCAUUCUCUGGUGAUGGAGAUCCAACAGUACCUGAGUUCAGGACGUCUCUCCACAAUUAAACUCUCUCCUGCUCAGUGGUCAGCUCUGGUCUUCAUCUUACUGACAUCAGGACAGGAUAUGGAUGAGUUUGACCUGAAGAAAUACUCUGGUUCAGAGGAGGCACUUCUGAGGCUGCUGCCAGUGAUCAAAGCCUCCAGAAAAUCUUUGCUCAGUGGGUGUGUUCUGUCAGAUAGAAGCUGUGAAGCUCUUGCCUCAGUUCUCAGCUCCCCGUCCUCCAGUCUGAGAGAGCUGGACCUGAGUGACAACGAUCUGCAGGAUUCAGGAGUGAAGCAUCUCUCUGCUGGACUGCAGAGUUCAAACUGCAGACUGGAGGCUCUCAGGCUGUCUGGUUGUCUGAUCACACAAGAAGGCUGUGCUUCUCUGGCCUCAGCUCUGAGCUCCAACCCCUCCCAUCUGAGAGAGCUGGACCUGAGCUACAACCAUCCAGGAGACUUAGGAAUGAAGCUGCUCUCUGAUGGUCUGGAGGAUCCAACCUGGAGACUGAAGACUCUCAGGGUGGACCAUGGUGGAGUCCAGAUGUUGAAACCAGGUCUGAAGAAGUAUUCCUGUGAGCUCAAACUGGACACAAACACAGCACACAGACGCCUGGUCCUGUCUGAGGACAACAGGAAGGUGACAGCUGUGAGAGAGGACCAGCCUUAUCCUGAUCACCCAGACAGAUUUGAGAACUGGGAGCAGGUGCUGUGUGCUGAAGGUCUGACUGAUCGCUGGUACUGGGAGGUCGAGUGGGAGGGAGAGGUUUGCAUUGGAGUGUCUCAUAAAGGAAUCAAGCGGAGAGGAGACGGUGAUGACGGCUGUCUUGGAGAAGAUGACAAGUCUUGGAUUCUGUGCUGCUCUGAUAAAAAUUUUACAGCCAGGCACCAUAAGACAUCAACAUGCAUACCUCUCAGCCCGACCUCUAAGAGAGUGGCAGUGUAUCUGGACUGGCCGGCUGGCUCUCUGUCCUUCUACAGCGUCUCCUCUGACACACUGACCCACCUCCACACCUUUACCUCUACCCUCACUGAACCUCUGUACCCUGUGUUUGGAUUUGGAUUUAGGAUCAGUUCUGUGGUUCGGGUGUCGUUUGGUUCCUCGGUGUCUCUGUGUCGCAUGGAGGAGUGAGAGUCUGCCUCCUGUGUGGGGAAAGACUCUCCUUUCUGAUCAAA
Molecule: messenger RNA, 3139 nt
Organism: Myripristis murdjan (pinecone soldierfish)
Lineage: Eukaryota; Metazoa; Chordata; Actinopteri; Holocentriformes; Holocentridae
Product: NLR family CARD domain-containing protein 3-like
Exons: 8
Coding region: 102-3095 (997 amino acids)
Molecular function (GO): protein binding
Source: RefSeq, a predicted model, not a curated record